CCUGCCCUCAGUUGUUCCAGGGUAAAGAACAGGGGCAGUGCCCACACCCACGCUGUUGGACAUUUCUUCACCAUACCAGUGAGGGUGUAUGUGUCCACGCCCAGCUUCCUGCCUGUUACUCUCCACAAUGUGCCAAGAAUGCCUCUGACUUGUAGCCCGGUGCGCCUUCUUUUGCUUCUACUGUUGCUACUAACAGCCUUGGAGAUCAUGGUUGGUGCUCACUCUCUUUGCUUCAGCUUCACUAUAAAAUCAUGGUCCAGACCUGGACAGCCCUGGUGUGAAGCGCAGGUCUUCAUGAAUAAAAAUCUUUUCCUUCAGUAUGACAGUGACAGCAACAUGGUCAAGCCUCUGGGCCUCCUGGGGAAGAAGGUCCUUCCACUCU
Messenger RNA from Piliocolobus tephrosceles (Ugandan red Colobus), 382 nucleotides. Its product is annotated as retinoic acid early transcript 1E-like. The annotation marks the transcript as partial. The transcript is spliced from 3 exons. NCBI's taxonomy places the organism in Eukaryota, Metazoa, Chordata, Mammalia, Primates, Cercopithecidae. The record is from RefSeq and is a predicted model, not a curated record.